This is a messenger RNA of Mauremys reevesii (Reeves's turtle), 3360 nucleotides long. It is a transcript of the gene DRAXIN, whose product is annotated as dorsal inhibitory axon guidance protein. The coding region runs from base 506 to 1678 and encodes 390 amino acids. The record is from RefSeq and is a predicted model, not a curated record. Gene Ontology annotation, cellular component: extracellular region. NCBI's taxonomy places the organism in Eukaryota, Metazoa, Chordata, Testudines, Geoemydidae. The transcript is spliced from 7 exons. Gene Ontology annotation, biological process: Wnt signaling pathway; axon guidance.
AGCCUCUUCAUGCUGUGUUCCCAUUCAGUCCUGAGUCUUGGCCCGCCUCCCACUCCAUACUGCUUCAGUCCUGGCCUCCCCCGCCCCUGCGCUCCAUGUGCAUCCAGUCUCAAGGACCCUCCUCGUUUGCUGCGCUCCUUGGCCCUGCCUGCACGUUAUAGUCAUUGACCCCUGGUGUCCCGAGAGGUGAGAGGUGGGGCUAAGCUGCCAACGUGGGUUCUGGACUCCGACUUCCCCCAGAGGUCAGGGCUCUUCCUAGCUGGUGAGGUUCGGUUGGACUGUUGGGCCAAUGCUCAGUUUGACUGAAAUCAAAGAAACUGCCCAUUUAUGCCAGCUGAAGUCCUGGCCCAGGGGCUCUAGCCUGGAAUGUCCCCUUUACUCACUGGUUCUCAAACGCACACCUCAUUCAUGCUGAGUCAGGACUCCCCGGACUGGAGACUCUUUGUAUCACAGACGCAACUGCAGAGCCAGUGUCUUCCCACGUAACAGGCUCGUUGAGCGAACGAUGUCUUUCCUUCGGCUGUUUUUCUUGAUGCAAGGUUUUGCUAAAUGCAGGAUCUGCAAGGAUUGCAUUCUCUUUGCCAGGAGGAGACAUGGGACGGGGUGCGGCAAGGCGCCCAGGAUUAUGGCAUCUUCCUCCUGCUCCUUGUCCCCUUUCUUUUUCUUCUGUGUCCUGGUUCUCUCUGACAUCCGCCCAGUGGGCUCCCUGGACCCUGGCACCCAGGACAAAAACAUCCCAGAGACUAACAACAACCUUCAAAACGAGGAGCUGUGGCAGCAUCAGCCCCGAGCAGGGCACCACCGCAGGCAUGGUGGAGCCAGGAAGGACAGGGCCCAUGGCAUGACUUCCAGAGGGCAGGUGUCUGGAGAGGAGGCCCUCAGGCUGGCAAGCGGGACUCCAGCGGGGGAGGACCAGGGAGCAAUCCAGCGGCCCGCUGCCCUGAAGCAGCAGAAGGACGUGUUUCUGGGCUUUGAGUUCCCAUAUCCUGAGAGAGAGAACCAGUCCCCGGGGUCGGAGAGGGGGAAGAAGCAGAACCGGGAGCACCGGCGGCACAGCCGCAGGGAAAGGCUGAAACAACACAGAGGCAAAGGCCCUGACCCUGGGCCGAGCUCGCUGUAUAAGAAGCCUGAAAACUUUGAGGGGCAGUUUCAAAACCUGCAGGUGGAGGAAUUCACAGGUCUGGCUCCCACGGUGCUCCUCUUCACCACACUGGAGACAGCAGCUUCUACUGAGGAACCACCAGCUCUUGCAGCCGCAUCCCUUCGGCCCCAGGCCCGUGUCAGGCAAGAUGGGGACGUGAUGCCCACCCUGGAUAUGGCUCUGUUUGACUGGACAGAUUAUGAAGACCUCAAGCCAGAAACGUGGCCAUCUGCCAAGAGGAAAGAGAAACACCGUAGUAAGAGCCCCAGCAGUGGGAAUGAAACCGUGGCGGCUGAAGGAGAACCAUGUGACCAUCACCUUGACUGCCUCCCAGGAUCCUGCUGUGACUUGCGUGAGCACCUCUGCAAACCGCACAAUCGAGGCCUUAACAACAAAUGUUAUGAUGACUGCAUGUGCACUCAAGGGCUACGUUGCUAUGCCAAAUUUCACCGGAACCGAAGAGUGACCCGGAGGAAAGGGCGUUGUGUGGAGCCGGAGUCAGCCAGCGGUGAUCAGGGAUCGUUCAUUAACGUGUAGAAGGGGGCAGAGAUUCAUUUCCAGCCUGGAGGGCCAGGGACGAGUUAUUUAUAACUAGCAGUGGGGAGGGGUGGGAAAAUAUCUACCAAAUGAUUGAAGCUGCAGGCUCUGAUCAGGCAGGGCCCUAACAAGACUGAUUCUGGUGAUGAGAUGAGGGUAGUUGUUCUCCACCUUUUCUAUCCCAGGACCACACACCCCCCCCCCCCGGACAUCUCUCCCAUCUCACUGGGACCCCCCUCUCCCAUCUAGCAGAGUGAUUGGGGCCCCCUGACACCAGUUCAUCACCCUUGAGUUGAGAACCUCUGAAACAGGGGAAAGGGGCCUUAUAUUCUCUCUGCUGAGAGGGAAAGAAUUCAAGACUCUCUUCUCACUGCAGCUGAAGUUGCCUCCUUUAGGUCGAAUGGAAGCCAGGGCUUAAGUCUUUCGCCUCGGUUAUUUCUUGUGAGAAGACUGGGAGGAGCUCCCCUGGGAAUCCUGGGUUCUGGGACAGGUGGGCGGGUGUCCUUGUUCUCUCCUGCUUGAAACCUAUAUGAGAGAUCAGAGAAGAUAACCAGGAAAUUGGAUACCCCGAACCGGACCAUUGCAUGGGACAUGCCCAUUCUCUGCAGACCUGAAAUUCUUGCUUUCCCUAUGGCUUAUCGCCCACAGCCAGUUGGAUUCUUUCUUCUCUACCUAGGAUUGUGGGGCAGUGACGCACGGCUAAGCAGUGCUUUAGUGAUAGCCCACGUCACACACUGGACAAACACUCGCCUUCACUGGUGACUCUGUCCAGAACCCACACCUCAGUGUCUGUGUGGGGUAAUUUGGAAGAUAAGAGCCUGAACCUCAGCUGGUGUAUGUGGCUGCUGCUCCAUUGACUUCAGGGGAGUUGGAACCAUUUUACACCACCCGAAGAUCUGGCCCUACAUGUGUAGGUGAUGAGUCACUGGAUCUUAGUUCUGCUCUUUGCUUUGCCAGAGACUCGCUGUGGGGUCAGGGUGAGUCACUCUACCGCUCUGUGCCUCUGUUUCCCCUUCUGUACAAUGGAGAUGUCUCCCUCCCUCCUUCAGUUCAUUCAUGUUGGUGACCCACUUUUCAGAGCCUCCGGUGCGCUGUGCUGUUGGCAAGGGGCGCCAGCCGGCAUGCUCCCUUUCAGAGGACCAGCAGCUCUAAUCUGAGUGACCAGGCAGAUCUAUGAGGGGGCUCUUGGCAAGAGGACUCGAUUGGGGGCUGGUGCAGUUAGCCAGAGGGUCUGUCCCUGGGGUCUGCACUGCGACAUUGGGACACGGGGAGAUGCUGAUUUUGCUUUUCUUCAACCAGCAGCCAAGGCUGGAACGAGACUCACCUAGCCACAAGGCCAUGCCCUGUUUUAGGUCCCACUACAGUUUGCAGACUCUGAGUUCCUGAGCCUGUCCCUUCCCCAUCCCUCCCGCUCUCUCCCAUGGAGGACAAGCUGGUUGGGAUGGGCUGAAGCUAAAUGUCCCGGCCUGCAGCUCUCACUCAUUUGGUUCUCCUUUGGAGUGUGGGUUUUUUAAUGAUUAUUUUUAGGAGUUUUCUGGGGAAAUGCAGUUUUCCUAGUGAACAGACAAUAACGUUUCUGAUGAUGGAAGGUGGGGGAGGGCUGUUACCUUGUAGUACAUCCUGUGACGUGUUGCAUGUGCAUUUGGUUGCGAUGUAAAUAAAGAGAUGAUAGUUAUCCUUUG